Messenger RNA from Dunckerocampus dactyliophorus (ringed pipefish), 1344 nucleotides. Its product is annotated as dynein regulatory complex subunit 2-like. The coding region runs from base 1 to 1344 and encodes 447 amino acids. The transcript has a single exon. Gene Ontology annotation, biological process: axonemal dynein complex assembly; cilium-dependent cell motility; regulation of cilium movement. The record is from RefSeq and is a predicted model, not a curated record. Gene Ontology annotation, cellular component: axonemal dynein complex; axoneme. Lineage: Eukaryota; Metazoa; Chordata; Actinopteri; Syngnathiformes; Syngnathidae.
AUGCCCAAAAAAGGAAAAGGAAAGAAGGGCAAAGGUGCAGGAGACGACCCCAGUCUCCGCCCCCAGAUCCUGCGGGACAAGCUGAAGAAGGAGAAAGCCUACACGGCAGGGAACGCCGUGAAGCUGAAGGACACCUAUCGCCUCAAUCUGCGCGGCGAAAGAUGCUUCCAGCUCAAGGAGGACAUUGCGGCUCUGCGCCGGACGUUUGAGCGGCGGGAUCAGGACCUGAACCGCGCAGUGGAGAGGUUUGCGUGCGGCGUGCAGGAGUCGGAGCGUCUCUCGGCCCAGGUGUGGCGCGUCCACCAGGAGAAUGUGGAGCGUCUGCGCACCUUGCAGGAGAAGAGGGUCAGGUUCCUGCAGGAACAGUGGGACGUUGGCCAGGAGGUCAUUGGCCACAGGCUUGAGUUCCUUAGCAAAACUAUGGUGACCUACUUCCUGCAGGCUCAAGUGGGUUUUGAGGAUACGUUGAUCCACUUGGAGCGACACCACCAGCAGGCCUUGGCGACCAUCCACAGGCUGUACAGUGAGCCCAUGGAGGCUCACUCGGCGUAUGAGAAGACGAAGGCCUUCGAGGUGGAGGAGUGUUUCUUGGAUCAGAAUGUCAAGGUUCUCAAGAACCAAAAGGCAGAGAAGCGCUACAUCAUAGAGAAGGAGAACGUGGAGCUCAUGGAGAUGAAAAAGCAAGUCUCGGUCACCACAUCCAAGAAGGGCGUGGCGCUGUACAACACCAUCAUCGAGGCGCAGUCCAGGCUGGAGACCACUGAGAAGAGCAACUCGGCCAUGACGGCUAAGCUGACGGCCGCCAGGAACAACGCCAAAGCCAAGAUCCACAUGCUCCUGAGCCAGAUGGCUCGGGAUCGAGUGCCUGUCCAAAUGAUGAUCAAAGAGAUCAGCCUUCGCAGCAACGAUGCCGCCAAGAGCCUGAGGACCAUCAUCACCAAGGGCACCAGGGUACUGAAGUUGGCGGAGAUGUGCCGCCAUCUGGAGAGCCAGCAAAAGGGCCUAGUGGCUGCUAGAGAACUAGCCCAGGAGUCCGGGACACAGGCGGUGCAGCCAUCGCACAUGCUAGAGUUCCCUGAGCUGAAGAAGCGCUUCAACACUGCACAAGUCCAUCAAGAGGCUUUGAUGGAGCGCAGCAGGAACCUCAAGCAGGAGAACCAGCAGCUGCAGCUCCUCAAAUACCAACGCACGGACGCCAAGACCAUAAACUCUGACACCCACAACGGACCUUACAACCCCCUGCUGGUGAAACUGGCCCCCGUUAUGAAGAAUGGUGACAGUAAGCACAGGCGCUGUGUUGUUGAGGGGGUACACGCCAUCAGGACACUCACUGUGAACGAAUGA